UCGAAAACAUGGAGUCUUGGGUGAUUCCGGACUUUGGGGCAAGCCGAAGCCGAAGUCAAGGCUUCCGUUCCGAACUUCGGAGACGCACUUCUCUCUCUUCCAUCGCGACGGUAAACACGAUGAUCCGAGUUCAUGACAUCGAACGCUCUUCUGGCUCCACACCUGCUGCUAAGCGUCAAAAGAUAGCGAUUGCUUGUGACGCUUGCAGGAAACGCAAGAUUCGAUGCGAUGGCAAGGCACCAGUGUGUACUCAAUGCGUGAGCGGAAGGAAAGUGUAUACGUGCACAUACGAGCGGAAGCCUAGCGAGAGGCAGCAAGAAACUUCGCAGGAGCUGGAGAACAGCCUCGCACAAGAUGGCAUGUUGAGAACAUAUGCUGCGACUACAGUUCAUACCGGACUAGGUGGCAUACCUGGAGCGAACAAUGGUGGUUCACGUCCAACAGUAGCUUCGGACGAGCCUCAGAGUGUGGUCUUUGGCGAAUCUGCAUCCACGACCUUUUCAAAUCGGGUGUCUCAACAUCAACAACAUCCUCAGCAAGGUUUCGACUUCAACGGGACGAACAAAGGACCCUUCAAACUCGACGGCUCUGCUGACAAAGCAGGAGUAUUGCCUCGUCGUCGUGUUGCAGACGAGAUGAUCGAUCAUUACUGGGAUUUUGUGCAUCCUCUGUUUCCAAUACUACAUCAGCCCACCUUCAUGGCCGCUUACGAAAAGUCGUGGACCUCGCAGCCGAACCACGGCACAAGAAUGAAUGAAGGCCGUCAAGAGUUCGAGGAAGCCCUGUUCUUCUCGACUUUGAACGUCAUGUUUGCGCUUGGAACCCGAUUCUGCGAGUCCGCAACAGUAGCGGACAAGGGUGACAUGGCCAAAGAGUUUUACAACAGGUCGAGACAGACCUUUGCGUAUGAUCUCCUCGACUGUGCUUCUUUGCCGGUUUUGCAGAUGGUGGUACUUCAGGGUAUUUAUCUGCAGUCCACGACCGAGGUUUCGAGAUGCUGGAAUGUCAUCGGUGUUGCUACUCGGAUGGCUCAGAGUCUAGGGCUGCACUCCGAGCAAACAUAUCAACGACAAAAGGUACGAUAUGUUCGUGAGAUGGGAAGGAGGCUCUGGCAUGCUUGUAUUGUUCUGGAUAGACUAGCCGCCGCUACCUUCGGAUGGCCAAUGAUGGUUCAUAGUGACCACAGUGUAUCACUGCCUGUAGUUGGUGAUGAUGCUCUGAGACAACAGGGUGGGGAGCUCCCGGCCUCGAGAGAACCGACCCAUGGUCUCCAUAUCUUUAGAUACGCUUGCGAGCUGUUUGGCAUCGUCGGAGACAUAUUAUCAACUCUCUAUUGCAACAAUGGCGCACUACUACCGGCAAGUGCGGACCUUCAUCAGCGCUCUCGCACUUUGUCACAAAUCAUGGGUUUGAACGGUCAGCUGGAAGCAUAUCUGAUCACGAUACCUGAUUUCCUUCGCAUCGGCAUUGACGGACCUGAGCAAGUUGAUCUAGAUGAUCUAUCAAAACCCAUGCUUGCCAUUCAACAAGCCAUCUCCUGCAGGUAUCAUUAUGCGUCAUUUCUGUUCUAUGACGCAGACAUGACAGAGGAGGAAGGAGUUUUGUCUCCUAACGACAAACUGACUAUUCACACCGUGGAAAAAUCUGCCGCGACCAGCUUCCGUCUCCUAGAAAUACUACAUGGCGGUCUUGCCUCCCCACUUUACAUAGCCGAUUGGCAUAUCGUAUACAUGACCUUCACGGCCGCCACUUCUCUGCUGGCCAUCAAGAGGUGUGCUUCCGCGCAAACACAAAAGUUACAUGAAGCCAUCGACAACAAGAUCAAGUGGUCGCACCAUAUCCUCCACUACAUCGGACUGACAAUGCCCAUCUCGCUACAAGCCCUGCACUCCUUGCAAGCUCUUGAUAGCCAUGUUGCUGUGGAAAUUGCUCCCAAGACUCAAGAUUCAGUCGUGGGUACUGUGGUGCCUACUGUAGAGCGAGAUAUUGGAGAUAGCACGCUGGUGGGCUUUGGAGAAAUGGACGAUUUCGAUUGGUUGGCGAAUCCGAGUGUGCUGCUUAGUAGGCAGUCGCCUGGGUUUGACUGGGAUUGGCUAGAGGUUUCGGAUUCGUGGCUGAGC
Messenger RNA from Aureobasidium uvarum, 2120 nucleotides. The record is from the annotation of a GenBank genome assembly. NCBI's taxonomy places the organism in Eukaryota, Fungi, Ascomycota, Dothideomycetes, Dothideales, Saccotheciaceae.